AAUACCAUGUGUACUUGGACGGAACCUUCCGCAUAAGAUGAAGAGAAGUAAAGAAUUGAUAACUAAAAACCAUAAUCAAGAAGACAUAAGUAUUCUUCGUUGUUGGAAAUGUAGAAAAUGUAUAGCAAGUUCUGGUUGUUUCGUGGAAUAUCUUGAGAACCAAGUGACUAAGAAUACAAAUGAUUCAGCUGAUGAUGAAAAUAUUUGUCAUGUGUGGCACAUGAAUAUAGAAGCUCUUCCAGAAUGGAUACACUGCCUGAUACAAAAAGCCCAGUGGACAGUUGGAAAACUGAAUUGCCCUUUCUGUGGGGCCCGUUUAGGGGGCUUUAAUUUUGUCAGCACUCCAAAAUGUUCCUGUGGCCAGCUUGCAGCUGUACAUCUCUCCAAGAGCCGUACCGAUUAUCAGCCAACACGGUCAGGCCGACUAAUGAGACCAUCGCUGAAAUACUUGUCACAUCCUAGAGUUCAGUCAGGUGGUGACAAGGAAACUCUGCUGACAGGUGGCGCCUGCAGAAACAGAAAUCACAGGUUUUUAAACAUGGGCCCAAAUAAUAGUGGUCCUGGAAGAUUAACUGAAGCACUCUGCCUGGAGGUACGGUCAACAUAUUUCAAAAUGAAGAACGAAAAACUGCUCUUCAAAGCGUCAGAUCCAAAAUAUCAGCUUUUUGUUCCACAGCUUGUGACCACCAGAUGCGCUCCGAGAGCUUUUCAUAGAAAAUCACAUAGUUUGGAUCUGAGCAUCAGUGAGAAACUGACUUUAUUACCCACUUUAUAUGAAAUCCAUAGUAAGACUACUGUGUAUCCUGGGCUCAAUGAGACACAGCCUAUUGACCUUCCGAGCUUGCCUUUAGAAUCGAAUAAAAAUAACUGUUCCUUUCAGAUUUCAUCCAGUUUUGAUCCUAAUAUGCUGCUGCAAAGAUAUUCAGUGGCUCCCCGUGAGACCCAGACACAAAGAGGAGGAGAAUUUCAGCAUGGUCUAGAAGCUUCUGCUGUGUAUUCUGGCCAUGCUAGUCCUAACAGCCUGACUUUCCUGAUGGACCUGCCUGCAGCUGGCAGGAGCACGCUGGAGGCCGCAGACCAGGACGAGCACCUCUCUCCUCUGAACUUCCUGCACUCGGGCAGUUUUUCACUGGGUGCCAUUAAUCAGAGGCUCAGUAAGAGAGAGAAGAGCAAGCUGAAGAAUCUGAGACGGAAACAACGAAGGCAUGAGAGGUGGCUGCAGAAGCAGGGUAAAUGUCCAGGAGUGAGAUUGCUGGAUUGUAUGACUUUGGAUAAUGAGAUGAGUACAGAUGAUGACAAUGAAUAUGCAGAAGAAAAGGAGAGCUACAUCUGUGCAGUGUGUCUGGAUGUUUACUUCAACCCCUACAUGUGUUACCCUUGCCACCACAUCUUCUGUGAGCCCUGCUUGCGGACCCUUGCCAAAGACAACCCUGCAAGUACUCCCUGCCCGUUGUGUCGGACAGUUAUUUCCAGAGUCUUUUUUCAGACAGAACUGAACAAUGCCACAAAAACAUUCUUUACUAAAGAAUAUUUGAAAAGAAAACAAAGCUUUCAGAAAUCCAGCUCUGCAAAGUGGCCCCUACCAAACUGCAGAAAAGCAUUCCACCUUUUUGGAGCACUAGACUUUUAGAUGAAUCUUGGUGCCUAUGUGUACUUCCAAAUCCUGUUCUCUGAAGGUCUGCAUUUACCACACUUUAUCUGGCUGUUCACUGACUGGAGCACAGAAUACCACCAGCCCCUGCCACUACAUGUAACACUAAUGACUAUCCUAACGUGGGCCUUGUGAAGGUUUAUUUGCCAUACAGACUCAGGAGCAGAAUGUCUCGGUCAUAUAUUUGACGAAAUAAUGCCAACAGUUUCCCCAUAUGCCAGUGUAGAUACCUAUAAUAGUGCAUGAGGCUUGGGGAAAAUUGGAACUAUGGAAAAUGGCAAAGAAUGGAAGUUAGGAACUCUUGUUUAUUAAUUUAAUUUGCUUUUAAUUUGAUCUCUAGUAGUUUCAGAUCCUUCAAAUACUCAUCAGUCUUUCAGAUUACUUUUCUGUAACCUCUCUCCUCAUUUUCCUAAGGAGGUUUCUGCCUUUUAUCAGUUUUGCAAAUUUCUUGUGUAUUCAGGAUACUAAUCCUCUGUCUGCUUUAGACAUUAUAAAUGUUUUAUCCCAUUUUAUAAUCUGUAUAUUAAGUUUAUCCAUGAUGACCUUCACUGACAGAAAUUCAACUUUGGCAUAAUUAAAUCCACCUUAAUUUUGUGUUGUCAGUGUAUUUUAAAGUUUUAUUUAAGAAGUUCUUCCCCAUUCCCAGGUUACAAAGGUUUUUGCUUAGGUAAAACUAUAAAGUUAAUAUUAAAAAAUAUUUCUCACUUAGGUCUUUAUCUAGAAUCUACCUCUUAUCAUGUGUUACAGAGGAUUCAUGUCUCCCUUCAGAUAAAAUAGCCCACUUUUCUGAAUAUUAAAUAAUGAUUCUGGGUUUUUUAAAUUAUUCCUUAACUGCAGUUGUAUAGAAAUGUCCUUGUGGGAUUUUAAUCCCAUAUUUAGCAGCCUUACUAAAUUACCUUCAGUUUCAUUAUUUAUAGGGUUUGAGGGGCUCUGAAUGAAGAUAAUCAUAUCUGCCUUACCUGUAAAUAAAGACCGUUUUAUAUGUUUCAAACUAAUAUGUAUGCUUUUUCCUUUUCUUUUUUCUCUUGCCAUACUUUCUGAACAAGGACUUCUGUUUGAUUUCGAAUGGAAAAGUGAUAGCAGCAUCUCUGAUAUUAAAAGAAAUAUUUUAAUAUUCCUGAUACUGAGAUCCACAUUAUAUCAUAGUAGUCAACAUACCAUGCUAUUUGUGCCAUGUUAAUUGUUUUCUCCAAACAGUUUCUUUUCAGCUAAAUGUUCAGAGAUUGGUAGAAGGAAGUAAGGUGGGAAAAGAAGAUAUUAUGGAAAAGAAUAGACAUUCAUGUAGAGUCCUUUGGCUCCAUACAAUUAGUAUUCUCUCCACAAAACCAGAGCAAAAACAUUUUAACAUAGUUUUAGAUUUCCUAAUCAAUGAAGUUCAUAUAAACUUUUUUCAAUUCAUUCAUCCAUAAAGCUCACUUACACUUACUUAUCCCUUUCA
Messenger RNA from Odocoileus virginianus texanus, 3089 nucleotides. Lineage: Eukaryota; Metazoa; Chordata; Mammalia; Artiodactyla; Cervidae. The record is from RefSeq and is a predicted model, not a curated record.